AUGGAAGGUUCAAGUCCUUCCAUUGAUCCAUUUUUUGACCCACUUGUAGGAUUUGAUUUUGAAAUUGAAUCAAAUUUUAUUGACAACCAUAUCAUGGCAGAGGAGAAGAAUGAUAUUGUGAUGGACACUGUAUCUUGGAAGCCGCGUGAGGAGUUUUUCAAGGGUUUCGUCGAUGUUUCUGGUUCGAACAGAAUGAACAGAAUAAAACAUAGUUCGGUAGUUGGUUACCGAAUUUUGAACAUGUUUUCGACGUGUAGUUACCGAAAUCUUAUGUACUUACUGAAAUGUUAUGUAAUUUUGGCAUGCCAAACGUUCGGCAGUUGGUUACCGAAUUUUGGUGACGCUUCAACGCACGGCAGCCAUAUAGGUCCAGUGACCAUAGCACCGGAGUGUACGACGGAGAAUGUGAGUGCGCACGGCAGCCACAUAGGUCCAAUGGCCCUAUAUGAUUUGACACGAGAGUUUACAACGGAGAAUGUUUUUGCAUCUGAAGAUAUGUUGAGAGAUUGGAUAACAUCUACCGGUAAGGAAAAUGGGUUUGUAAUUAUCAUAAAGUCGGCAGAGAGAAUGACAAAGAACCGAAGGCCAAGGAUGCGGUUUGCAUGCGAACGGGGUGGAAAGUUUAGACCGUUUAUCAACAAGGCAAAGGACAAAGGAGGUAAUGUGAAGGAGAAUGGCAAUGGCAAAGAAGCGAAGGCAAAGAAGAUAGCACGCGUCACAGGAACUAAGAAAUGCGAAUGCCCAUUUCAACUGAGAUGUGUUAAGGGGUUGGAAGGUUGGACUGUCACUGUCUACAACGGCAAUCACAAUCAUCCUCCUGCGAAACAGCUUGAGGGGCACGCUUAUCCCGCGAGGUUAUCUUUGGAGCAGUCGAAUAUGUUGGUGGAUAUGUGUGUUUCGUCAUUGUCUACACCGCGAGAGAUCCUAAGUCUAAUAAAGGGCAAAGAUGAAUUCAAUGUAAGUUCAAUUAAAACCAUCUACAACGCACGCUACAAGCAUGGGUUUAAGGACCGAGCGGAAAGAUCUCAAAUGCAAUAUUUAUUGGCUAAGUUACAAGAAUAUGGGUACAUCGAGUUUAAUCGGAAAGAUGACAAUGACUGUGUGAAGGACUUAUUUUGGUCACAUCCUACUUCUGGUGACAUGUUGCGUGCUUUCCCUCGGGUUUUGUUGAUGGAUUGCACAUACAAGACCAACAGAUACAGGUUUCCUUUGCUCCAGAUUGUUGGCAUUACAUCCACCGAGAAGACUUUUUCGGCUGCCUUUGCAUUCAUUGAUGGGGAGAAAGAGGAAAACUAUACGUGGGUGUUGGAGAAAUUGAAGAGUAUAAUGGAUCCUGCUGCACUUCCCGGUGUUAUUGUGACAGACAGGGAGUUAGCUCUAGUGAAUGCCAUUACAAGAGUGUUCCCAACGGCCAGCCAUCUUCUUUGUCGAUGGCAUAUUGGGCAAAAUGUAUAUGCCAAAUGUAGAAAGAUGUUUGAUGAGACGACUUGGGCUCUGUUUAAGCAUGCUUGGGAUUCACUGGUGUACUCACCGACUAUAUCUUUAUACGAGCAAACACUUUGUACAAUGAAGCGGGAGUUUGUGCUAUAUCCAGAUGCGCUUCUGUACGUUGAGACAAAUUGGUUGGGACCGUAUAGGCAGAAAUUUGUAUCAGCUUGGACGAACAAUGUUGAGUCUGAACAUGCGAAGCUGAAAUCCCACAUUGCGAAUUGCCAAGCCAACUUCUCGGCGGCCUGGGCUAAAAUGCAAGACUUGGUUAAAUUACAAAUCACGGAUAUAAAGGGUAGCUUUGAGAAAAGUUUGAAUUGUUGGCAGCACCAGUUUAGAAUUCCUAUCUUUGACCAUUUAAGGGGAGCUACUUCACAGACUGCCAUGGGUUUGAUGUUGCCGGAGAUUAAGAAAAUUGAUGACAUGGUCGUGGAGGACAAGGUUGACUGUGGCUGUCCUAUUCGCCGAAUCCAUGGUUUACCUUGUGCUCACGAGAUUGCUCCAUUCAAGAAUCGGGGUGAACCCAUACCGUUGUCAUUGAUUAAUGAUCAUUGGAAGAUGCUUUCGUUUGAGAAACAUAAAGAUGAUGGGACAAUUUUGAAACUAAUGAAUGCCGAUUGGAAUAUCUUUAUGGCCAAAAUGGUUGGCCAAAAUCCUAUGACCCAUAUGCAUUGGAUGAAGAGUUUAAAACCCAUUUUGAAUCCAUCAAUCAUAUCCCUGUCUUCACCCCAACAGAAGGUCCAGACCCGCGGUCGAAAGUCCGGUUCGGUCAAUAAGUCAAUGCGUAGGAACCCGUCUGAGUUUGAGUAUGUUGAGGCAUCCUUGGAAACUCCUAAGUCGGUCAAGGAAAAAACCCCCAAGGCUAAGGCAGUUGUGAAAAAAAGGCCCAAGGCGAAUGCCAUGGCGGAUGUGGAAACUCCCGACAAGACCACAAAAAAAAAAAGCAUCAAUGCGGUGGAUGAUAAUAGCCCCAGGGAAAGGCCAUUGUGA
Rhododendron vialii is the source of this 2478-nucleotide messenger RNA. RefSeq names its product PKS-NRPS hybrid synthetase cheA-like. The transcript is spliced from 7 exons. Gene Ontology annotation, biological process: regulation of DNA-templated transcription. Bases 1 to 2478 code for a protein of 825 amino acids. The record is from RefSeq and is a predicted model, not a curated record. NCBI's taxonomy places the organism in Eukaryota, Viridiplantae, Streptophyta, Magnoliopsida, Ericales, Ericaceae.